UCAUAGUAACUUUACAAUAGUAAAGCAACACUAUGCCACAAGAAACUUGUAAGAGACAUCUAUUUGGACAAAUUUGGGAAAAAAGUUGAACAGGAUGUGCUGAAAGCAAAUUAUGUACUGAAAGGUAAACCAAUGUGGACAGGUGCAUUCACAUAGCUAACUUAUCAAAGAUUUAAAGAACUCAGGACUUGUAGGUUGGCCUAAUACAAACCCCUAAAAGUACAUGAACAAAAUAGAAGAAAGAAGGGGAGGGAACAAGAAUACUAUUAUGUCCAGAUUCAAGGUUCUUGCAGUGACAAUUCCAAAUAAAUGCAGUGUCUAAGCUUGUAAGUGGUUGCAAUCCAACUUAGUGGUUCCCAAAAGGCAACAAGGGAAGCUUUUUCCCCUGUUGACAGGACAAGAGGUAUCAGAUACUCGAGUUGAGAGACAUUGUCCUUUUGCAUAUACAACUAAAUCGAAGAGAUGAUCCAGGUAAGAUAAAAGAAAGACAAUAAGGUCCCAAGGGAAGUAACUGAGCCUCUGUCCCUUGCAGAUAUAUGUGCCUGUAGGUCUAUAAGUUUCCUGUAGUGCAGAGAUGCUAUUAAAUGAGACUAGAGCAAGUGGCACAGUUUAAAAGAUCUAAGCUGUUUCACUUUUCUUUCUUUUGGAGGAUAACCUUAUCCUCAUGACUUGAUGUCCCUUUACAAGGUCUACCUUGUAGACAUACCAAGAUAGAGAAUAAGCAUUAGAGCAAUUCUACAUAGAGUGCAUGAAUCAAUGCACUUAUUUGUUCUUUUUUUUUUUUUUUUUUUCUGUUUGUUGGUAUUAUCUAUAUUUCUUGUCUAUUUUUAACACCAAAAAAUUGGUAAGCAUGUGGGUGUGUAUGUGGGUAUGUGUGUGUUCUUAUUUACACUUGGGAUUUCGGCUCGCUUAAUUUUUUUUUAUAGGAAGUUUUAUCUCUCUCUCUCUCUCUCUCUCUCUCAGCUUUGUUUUCUGCUUUUAUUUGCUAUUAUUAUCUUGCUUCAUUACUUCAGAGGGCUUCCUCUUGUCGUGGUCUAUAUUAAUUUGUUGCAUUCUCUUGGAUUUUCCAUAAGGAAGUAGCUAGAUUAGAGGGGUAACUAAGAUCUCUGGCCCUCAAGUAAUUGGGACAUUAUGGGUCAUUGUUGUUGUUGUUGUUGUUGUAUUUCUUCUAAUAGAAACCUCUGGUUAAAUAUGUUACAGUUGACAUAAAAUAUUUUGUUGUCGUUUGUUAAGAAAAUAUGCAAAUCGGGAAUCCAUAAGAAAUAAAGGAACUCUUUUUCCUCUUUGGGUUGCAUCCUUUAUUUGAUUUGGCUUCGAGUGAUGAUCUCUUAAAAAAAAGAAAGAACUUCUAGUGUAUUACAAUUUAGAAUCAAAGAGUAAGACAUUUAAGCAAUUUAGUUCCAUGAACACAGUCAUUUCUAGCUUAGCAGUCAUGUCUACAUUUAGAAUAAGGAAAGUCUGAGUUAUCAAAACAAUAAUCAAUUUUGAUGAAACACCAAAGAUGGAGAAUAUAAGAAUAUUCAUGUUAGUAAAUAAAACAAUCUCCUGAUGGGAUGGGUGUCAUCAUUUUUAUUCUUUUUUUGAGAACUAUUUAGUUGUAUAGAGUAGGUGAAAAAGAGAUGCAUACUGGAAAUUCAUUAUGAUAGCAUAUUUCUAUAAAUCUUGUUCACUGUUGGAAAUGAUUGGUCUCUCCUGUAUUCCAAUCCAUCAGAAGUUAUUUUCCCCUUUUAAAUAGCCUGUGCAAGCAAUUCUACACAUUCUGAGGGCAAAAAGUUAAAGCUGCAAUAGGAGGAAAUAGCACUUUUGGCAACUUGUCUAUUCAUGAUGAGGAUCCUAAGGGAUGAAAAAUCCAAAGCUCCCCAUGUCACCUUGCCUUAUCCACUUUGGAAUAUUCUGGAUCUUCUUGUCUCUAGUUAUAUGAUUGAAGUAGAAGGGCAGAAGAAGGAGAAAAGGAGUGAAAAAAUAGGGUUCUUAUGCCCCACAUAACAUGGCACACCCGAAAUGGAAAAUCCAUGUUCAUGAACUUGAGAUAGAUAAACUAAAAACCAAUUGGAUCAUGUUCAGAACCUUCACUUUCAACUAGGGUUGUGGGAAUCCAUGGGCUCUAUACAGAAGCUUCCUGUUCUUCCCUCCUUGUAUGGAGAUUAAUUCCCAGAAAAAUAGAUUAUGGAACCUACCAUUAAUAAUAAUUGUCUGUUUUUUUAUUCUAGUCAGAUGGUCUUCUUGUUGAAGAUAGGGAGGUGAGAAAGCUCCUCCACUUCAGAUACCGAUUGUCCUAACAUAAAUUGGUUGACCUCUCCAAUGGGCCAGCUACCAGAAACUGAAAUUAGAUGCCUGUCACAAUUAGAGUUAUCAGUGGUGGUGACACUGAUUUCAUGAGUGACAACAAAUGGAUGUGGUGAUGAGCUUUUAUUUCCAGCUCCAGGUUUCUUAUCCACUUAAGAGAUAUCACAAGGGUCUUCCCAAUAGAGAGACCACUUAAAUCUGGUAGGCCUUGUGUAGCCUACUAAUUCCAGAAGCAUAUCAUCUUGACAUCAAUUGGCUCUCCCUCUCAGCUCCUUGUUUCAAUAAAUCAUACACAAAAUUGGUCCUCUGGGUAAGGAAAAGAAUAGAAAAUUGAAGGGAGGAAGCCAAAUCAAGCCCAAGCUGAGCCAGCCAAUUUAAAGGGUUAAUUUUGACCAAUUUUGACCUUAUUCAAAACAAACCCACUGCCGUCCUCGAUAAAUGCCAACCUCAGCUCCCUCCGAUCUCCCAACACGAGAGCGCAAAAGUCUCUCCUUUCGGAGUCUCAAAACUCUUCUCGAGGGAGAAAGAAGGAGAGCAAAGCAAACCACAUGGGCCUUCUCGACCAGCUGUGGGACGACACCAUCGCCGGCCCCCCGCCCCUCCGCAAGCUCCGCAAGUACAACUCCUUCUCCUCCUCCUCCUCCGCCGCCGCCGCCGCUACCGCUGCCGCUGCCGGCCAGGUCAGCCGCAGCAUCACCAUCCUCCGCACCCCGGCCUCCUCCCCCCGCUCCCCCUCCUCGCCGACCAGCGCCCCCGACUCCCCCGUCGCGCCUCCGGGGCCGAGAGGAGACUGGAAGAGGCUGCAGAGGAAGUCGGUGCCGGCGGCGGAGGGAAUGCAGACGGUCGAGUCCAGGAACCCCACCGUCUACGACUGGGUGGUGAUAAGUUCCCUGGAGAAGUGACCCUAAUCUGAAAUGGAGGAGAGGAAAUCAAAACAUCAAAUGAAGCAAACAAAAGAGUUGCAGUCAGCUUGUGUUUCUUCAUCUGUAUGUAGGAUGUAGAAUUGUGUAGCUGGAAAUGAAGCUACCAAGGGAGAGAGGACAAGGAUAGUUAUGUAGCAAGUAUUCAUGUAUUCUGACCAUGUCACACUGGUUUUUUAUUUUUAAUUUUUUUUUACCUUCUCCCCAUAUUUUUUUUCUUUUUUCUUUGUAAUUUUUAUGUUAUUUCCCAUGUAAAUUGGUGGGUGGUGAUGUAACAUGCAAUUCAAUGCAUGUUAUCCAUAUAUGGCUAAUAUGGAUAUCCAUAUGUAUCUUA
This is a messenger RNA of Musa acuminata AAA Group (dessert banana), 3540 nucleotides long. Its product is annotated as dormancy-associated protein homolog 3. NCBI's taxonomy places the organism in Eukaryota, Viridiplantae, Streptophyta, Magnoliopsida, Zingiberales, Musaceae. The record is from RefSeq and is a predicted model, not a curated record. Bases 2835 to 3188 code for a protein of 117 amino acids. The transcript has 6 exons.